Molecule: messenger RNA, 7692 nt
Organism: Oryzias melastigma (Indian medaka)
Lineage: Eukaryota; Metazoa; Chordata; Actinopteri; Beloniformes; Adrianichthyidae
Gene: aard
Product: ankyrin repeat domain-containing protein 26
Exons: 42
Coding region: 898-6627 (1909 amino acids)
Molecular function (GO): protein binding
Source: RefSeq, a predicted model, not a curated record
UGCACAUUUCUGUGAUAAUCAACACUUUAGUCACGUGAUCCAAGUGUGUACCACGAGCAUACACACCUGUUGGAUCAAUAACGCUGCUUGACGUCUCAUUGGACGGUCAGACGCUGCGCACGACUGCGCUAGAAUCAGGUGUUUUAUUGCGGUAUUUGGACAGAUUACUGCUGUUCCCGCCCUCACAAUCCGUGUUAUGUAACAUUAAAAACAGGUCGCUGUCUGCCUCUACUUUAUAAAACACAGACACAGCUCGGACCUUUUCGCUCGCGGCCUCUCUGCCUCCCGCGUGUUCUCACCUGUAGAGCAGGUGGAGAGGAGUCCCGCCCCUCCUCACUGCAGAGAAGCAGCAGAGAAAGUGACUCCGUGUUUGCGCUGAACCCGCUAUGUUUUAGGUAUUUAGCCGCCCGUCCCGCUCAUUCCCAUAACCACUAUCGCUUCCUACUCAUUUCUACUCGCUAAUCAUCCAUCUGGCCCGCGGCUGCUUCUCUGUCCGGCCCUUAGACCCUCCAAAUAGAAAGUUCACGUCAAUGGUCCGGCCCAGACAUGAUGGUAAAGCGCACUCUGGUGGACUCAACCAACUGUGAGAAUUCAAAAGGGGUGUUUAUGUUAAAUCGUAGCUCCAAGACUGACGGUGUCGUCUCUUAAAUGGACGGACGAACAUAGUUACAAAGAUUCAUACAUGUUCUACCGUGAAUAUUUUUUCCAUGAUGGCGACUGACCGGCCCGUGAAUGAGGCGGCCCACUGGGAAUGCUCCCGACUCUCCCGAUUACCCACUCCGCCCUUGAACGGCUCUUCAUAUCGCCUGCGCCUCCGGUCAUGUGGAAGUGGUCCAGUUCCUGGUGGAGAAUAAAGCCAGGCUUAACCUAUGUGACAAUCAGAAUAGAUCCGCCUUAAUGAAGGCAGUGCAGGGCCAGCAUGAGCGCUGUGUCAGCUUCCUGCUGGAGAACGACGCAGAGCCCAACGUGGUGGACAUCAAUGGCAAUACAGCCCUGCACUUAGCUGCAAACAUUCCAUCCGUGUCCACGGCGGAGUUACUGCUGCAGCACAGCGCCGACAUCGAUGCACAGAACAAGGAGGGCUUCACCCCUCUGACUGUAGCAGUCCGGGAAGACCACAUCGAGAUGGCUGAGUUUCUCCUGAAGCAGGGUGCUGAUGUGAACUGUGUGGACCAAGACCAGAGGUCUCUCCUGAUGUUAGCAGCUGGGCACGGACAGAUCGGUAUGGUGAAGCUGCUGCUGCACUUUGACGCAGACAUCACUCUGAAGGACGCCAAAGGCCUGUCAGCAGAUAACCACGCUGCCAUGAACGGCCAUCACCCCUGCUCCCUCCUGAUCAUAGAACAUGAAACCCAGAAGACCGCUGGAGCCUCAGCGUCGCAUCGAGGUCAGAAGAAGAAGAAACCUGCGCUGGCUAGCCCCUCCCACGAUGCAGAAGCAGGCUUCUCUCUGGGAGGACCCGCCUCCGACAAAGACGAGCUGGGAGCAAAUGAAGCAGGGCGAGAUUUGGAGGAUCACUCUCAGUCGGAGUCUUUAAGUCGUCGGUCUAAAAGUGCUGCUGAUGAAUGGCCUUCAUCGGAGGAAGACGAGGAAUCUGCCAUGACUAAAAAGAAAGGACUCAAAGUGAACCUGAGCAAAAUGACUGAAUCCAGAAGAUGGAAAGCCUCGGUCCUGUUGGACUCGUCCUCUAGUGAGGCUGAAUCUAAACCACAGUCAGACCACCCCCUCCCAGCAGCUCUGUGUCCCAGCAGACCUCUGCAGCCCCCCGUAGACCUUCCCUCUGCCUCCUCCCCUCCCCAACUACCCCAGAUGAGCUCCACCCCUCGCCCCGCCUCCAGAAAGAGGGAGGAGGAGGAUGAGGAUGAAGGAGGAGACGAGGAUGAGGAGGAUGAAGACGUAUCGGAGGAGGAGCCUGGCGGUGGUGGGGGGGCUGCUGAAGCAGAGCAGCUCAGAGAGAAAAAACGAGAUUUUCUAUCGGAGCUGGGUCUGGAGAAGGCUGAGGAAGAGGAAGAUUCCUGGGACUCUGAGUCUCACUCUGAAAACUCCGGCGCCCCUCAUGAGGAGGACCAGCGCUCCUCAGCUCCCCAUCAGCAGAGGUCCUCCCCAGCAGAGGAACACUUGUUUUACAUUCCUUCUUUUUUAAGAGGGAUGGAGGGAUGUAGGAGUGUAGGCAAGACCAGAGGCAGCCAGGAGGAGGCUGGAGACAGCAGUCCUGGGAGACGUGCCGAGGAAGCUGUUGAUGAAGAGGAUCCCAAACGAAAAGGAAAUGGGAAGGCAUGGCAGCCGCUGGAUGUGCUGCAGAAACUUGAAGCAGAGAUCGAUCAGAAGGAAGAUGUGAUGGAAGAGCUUGCUCUGGGGGAGUUCGAUGAUUUCGAAGAUUCUUCUGGCUGGGAUUCCACCAGCACAGCCAGCAAACCGGCCCCGCCAACCCGAGGAACAUCUUCUGCCAAACCUACAGACCCCGGAGCUCCCAGUCCAGAUCCUGAAGACCCCGGAGCUCCCAGUCCACAUCUUGAAGACCCCGGAGCUUCUGGUCCAGAUCCUGAAGACCCCGGAGCUCCCAGUCCACAUCUUGAAGACCCCGGAGCUUCUGGUCCAGAUCCUGAAGACCCCAGAGCUCCAAGUCCAGAUCCUCAAGACCCUGUUCCUUCUGCAGAAAGGACUCCUCAGAGGAGCUCUGAGAAGAGACUGCACGACUCGCCGUCCAAGUCCGGCCUGCAGCCCCAACCUCGGGCCAGAAAGAGGCUCCUUCUGAAACCAGAAGAAGGUUCGUCUGGAGGUUCAGAGACGACAAGCGGCAACAAACCCAACGAAGAAUGCAGAGAAAACCAGCAGCAGGGUGAGACAGAAGCCCUGCCCACUAAAACGGAGCUCCAGGAAUCGGACUCUUCCUGUGAUGGAAAACCAUGGGAGAAACCGGAGUCGGCUUCACCUGAUCGGUCCAAUGAGGCGGAAGAGCGGCAUCCUCCCAAUAGCACCAGCCUGGUUCCACUGCAGACGCAGGUCCGGGUCCAGCAGGCUGCAGACGCUGCAUUACGUCGGGGGCUGGUCGGGGGGGCCCGGCCCAGCAGAGCCCCCCCGACCAGCGGGAGGGUCAACAGGAACCCGCUGUCUGUGUUUGACGAUAGCUCUUUAAGUGAAGAGUCGGACGAGGAAAGAAGGUUGCAGCGGGCCGAACCGCAGCAGAGCCAGAACCCUGAAGACAUGGAGGUGGCAGAAGACCUGGAUGAACUCACGCAGUCGUCAGACACAGCCACAGAAGACAUCGACUCCUCUGGCUACCAUCAUGCAUCUCUUCUGGUCCAGAAGCUGGACUCGGCCAGUCUGGACCCGACCAGCAUCGCCAAGCUGCAGAACAUUUUCCAUGAAUACGAGCGGACCAUCCAGAAGGUGAAGAGUCGUCAUGGUUACCUGUCAGACAAGGUGAACCAGCUGGAUGCGGAGAGGGUGGAGUUAAAGAGCUCGCUGGAAGAAGUCAAAGAUGCAAAAUCUGCACUGGAGCGAAACCAGCUGGAGCUGCAGACUGAAGUCACGAACCUGAAAUUCCAGCUGAAACAGGAGCAGGAGAACCGCCGCAACGCCGACAGCAUGUACCACAGCACCAGAGACAAGCUGAGGAGGACGGAGGAGCAGCAGCAGCUUGAUCUCCAGGACAAGCAGAAGGUGGAGCUGAUGCUGAGAAACCUGGAGCUGGAGAUGAGGACGCUCAUCAGCAACACGAAGCGGCUGGAGGAGGAGCACAGUGAGACCCAGAGGCUGCUGAGUCAGGAGCGCAGCGCCCGGACACUGCAGGAAAACCUGCUGAACAGCCACCUGAGGAGACAGCAGGAGAUGGAGGAGGAGAACAAGAGGAGUGUGAGCAGGAGCAACGAGGCCUUGUCUCAGCUCACCGAGGCCAGCGACCGGGAGAGGGAGCUGCUGCAGCAGAUCUCCACCCUGCAGGCUCAGCUGGCCGUCCUGAGGACCGACCUUGACCGGUCCCAGUCCAGCGGGAGCCUCAGGGAGAGCCAGCUGCAGGAGGAGAACGAGGCGCUGAAGGAGAAGCUGGAGGAUGUCCAGCGGGACCUGAAACUUAGCAACGAGGCCGUGACCCAAACCAUCUUCAGCUGCAACAACCAGCUGACCGCGCUCCAAUCUGAGCUGGCCAAAACUGCCAGCCGCCUGGAAGGUGAGCGCCAACUCCACGAGUCUCUGGAGGCGGAGCUGGAGUCGACGCGCAGCCGGCUGACGGGAGCGCUGGCGGAGGUGGAUCUGCGGCUGACUGCUCAUUCCGAGGCGGAAAAAGCUCUGCUGCGAGAGAGGGAGGAGCAUCAGCGGCUAAGAGACAAGAUCAGAGGUGAAGCGGCGAGCCAGCGUGAGGCCGUCGGUGGCCUGACCCAGAAGCUGGCCAAAGCCGAAGCUCACGAGAACAGCCUGGAGAACGAGCUGCACCGGCUCACGCUGCAGCUGACCGAAAAGAGCCUGCUUCUGGACGUCCUCCAGCGGGAGAAGGAGCAGGCGGCGGUGCGCGUCAAGGAGCUGGAAGCGGCGCUGCAGGCAGAGCGGGAAUCCGGCAGCCGAGCGGCGGCGCGCCAGGAAGCGGCACAGGAGCGACUGGCGCAGGCGCACAGCGACGCCAUGCUGCUCAGGCAGCAGCUGGAGGAGGCCCAGAACAAAGGCUCGGCCAAAGAGCGCGCCGUGACCGACGCUCAGGAGCGCUUCAGCGACAUCCUGUCCAAACUGCGCUCCGACUGCGAGGAGAGGGUCCAGCUGCUGGAAGAGCGGAACAAGGAGCUUGCCAAAAAAGCUGCCGACCUCUGUGAGAAGAUGUACAAGCUGGAGGAAGAGAAGAACGACAGAGAGACAAACCUGCGGCAGCUGCAGCAGGAGUUAGCCGACUCUCUGAAGAAGCUGUCCAUGAGUGAAGCCUCCCUGGAGGUAAACACUCGCUACCGCAGCGACCUGGAGGAGGAGAAGACUCGGCUGCUCAGAGACCUGGAUCGGCUCAGAGCCAAGCUGGAGGAAAGUGAAGACCAGUUUGUGCAGGCGGAGAGACGAGUCCACGCUCUGAAGAGCAGCUUGAGUGAAAAGGAGCAGGAGCUCGCCAUGACCGGUCAGAAACUGCAGGAGGCGCUGUCUUCCUCUGCAGCGUCAGCGCUCACCAGCAAGCAGCUGGAGGAGGAGGUGCAAAAACUGGAGAUCGAAAACGCCAAACUGGAAGCAGCUGCAAAGCAGCAGAGCAGGAAAAUGGAGGCUCUGCAGAAAGAGGCAGAAGAGGCUGUGAAGCUAACUGACUGCUCACCUGGAGGAGGGGUCCGCGGUCAUCUGGAGGGCUUGGUAACAAACCUGCAGACCAGUAAGAUGACGUUAGAGGAACAGCUCAACAAGGAGGUCCAGAAGCAAAGCGUGAUGUCUCACACGGCCCAGGACUCUCAGGCGCUGUGGGAGGAGGAGCUAAAGAGCCGUUCUAAGCUAGGAGUGCGUCUGGCAGAGCUUGAGAAAGAAAAAGGGGAGCUGAGCGCCCAGAUGGAGGUAGAGAAGAAGAAAGUGAAGAAGGUCUCGGAGCAGAAAAAGGCCGUGGACACUCGCCUGGAUCAGGAGAUGAAGAGAAACGCAGAGCUUCAGAAAGAAAUGUACAGGCUGAAGACUCUGCUGAAGACGGCGAAGAAGAAGCUGCGGGAUCAGGACGCCGGCGCCGCGGAGCUCCUGUCUCCGUCCAGCAGCGUUCGGAUGGAGCACAGCAGACACGCAGCUGACGGACGGAUGCAGGACAGGGUAGAGGAUCUGCAGGUGCAGCUGCACAGGGAAGCUGCUCGAUGCAACCAGCUGGAGCGAGUGAACGGAGAGCUCCAGAACCAGCUGGACUCCCUGAGCAGCUUGAGCCAUCAGAACCAGCAGCUGGAGAAGAGCAAGCAUCAGCUGGAGGAGGAGGUUCUGGAUCUGCGGCGCCGCAUGGAGGCCACGCAGGCCGAGUACAGCCAGGUGGCCAAGGAGCGGAUCCGGCAGGAGGUGCAGCACAAGCUGGAGGAGGUCAACCUCUUCCUCCAGACCCACGCCGCUUCUCAGGAGGCGCUGGACCAGAUGAAAGCGGCCAACGAGGCCAGCCUGCGCUCUCAGUUUGAGCGGAGGAUCCGAGAGCUGGAGGCGGAGCUGGGGCGGGCCCGCAGCACUGAGCAGGACAGCCUGACGCAGAGAGACUCCACCCGCUUUGAGCUGGAGCGCUUCAAGCAGCUGCACUCGGAGGAGCAGCGUCUCCGCAAGUCCUUGUCUGCCAAGCUGGAGAGGGCCAACAGUCGGCUGGCAGAAGCCAACUCCAGGCUGCUGGACGAGCGCAGCAGGUCCCUCAUCUCCAGUGGGGGUCUGCUGGGGGCCACGCGGGGGCCCCCGCUGGACCUCAGUUCUCUGGCUUCUCCAGCUAUCUCUCACGGGCCUCUCAACCUUGGGGUUUCCCUCCUCAAUCCUGCCCCCGAGGGCCAGCGCAGCGGCGUGGACGACUACCUGGCAAAGAUGCUGCGGGAGUUGGACCGGAGCAUCUCCAAAGAGUUAAGGAAAGCCAAUGUGGAAGUGGAUGCCUGCACACACAUGGACCCACUGACCCGGGCGACGCAGGAGUACCUGGAGGUCAUGAAGAAAAACCGAAGCCUCUGAGUCAUCAGUCCAGCUGCUCAGCUUCCUUAUGUUUUAAAUCGAGUGUAAUUAAAUGACUUUUUAUAUCAAUCCUGAACUUAACUCCACCCCAGCAGCACACGGGAACUCUCUCUGCAUCGGAGAGCAGGAGUCUGGGAUUUCUGGGAUGUCCCUGAAUGCAUCAUUUCCUGCAUUCCUGACGUUAACACUUCGCAUUAAUGCAGGAGGGAAAGGCAUGACCGCAUUCUCACAGGUAUUAUCAUGAUGCAUGUUUGUAAGUAUUUCUCAUAUGGAUGUCGGUACUUGCCAUCAGAUGGUGCAAUAUCUUCUCCCAUCCAAUAGUGUUUCCUUAUUUUUAUGAUGUUAUUUAUAAAUUAAUCCCAUUGAAAUACUUGAAUCUGACGACUGGAACCUUCUCCAGCUGAAAACUGUUUGUUUGCUAAAUACUGUAACAACUGCGUUACUCAUUAUGUCACGUUGGUCCCUUUAGGUUACAGUCUCAGACAUCUGUGGACGAAAUUUUAGGGGAGAGUUGUUGAUCUGUUUUCCCUCUCUGCAGAGGAUCUUCUCAGAGUUAAAUUGAACUCAUCAUUCCUCAAGCAGACCUAAACGUUUGUUUCUGCUUUUUGGUUAGCUCAGAUCUUGUGAAAUCUCCAGUUUUUGUUCUAUGAGCUUUAUUUGACAAAUUCCAUGACAAAGUCCUCAAACCUACAAUCCUUUAUUAAAUCCUGCAGCUGCAGAGUAAAGACCUUCACUGUUCCUGUAAAAUAAAGUCAGUUUUGAGAUCAGACUCACUCAGAACGAUGAAGAAAUAUGUGAAUAUGAUCAGAACAAUGACUGGUUUCCAUCUGUUAGAAUGAGGUAGGACUAUGUUCAUCGUCUUAAACACCGUUUUUGUCUUUCAGAGUCAUGAAUGAGAAAUGAUCAGCUCUGUUCUCAGGUGGAUCCUCCAACUUAAUUAAAAAAGCACAUUUUAAAGGUUAAACUAGAGGAUUGUAAAAGCUUGUAAAGGGUUAAAAGCUUGUAAAAAAUGAAUGAUGUUGUUAUUAUUGUUUCCUAAAAUAAAGAGAAUGUUGCAGAAGAGAA